Molecule: messenger RNA, 2565 nt
Organism: Vitrella brassicaformis
Lineage: Eukaryota; Vitrellaceae
Source: the annotation of a GenBank genome assembly
UCUCUGUCUGUCUGUCUCACUCAUGGACCACCCAUCCCGUGUCUGUUCCCAGAUCUUUUCGAUUAGUAGCCUUUUUUGUGUGGCUGUCCCUUGUCGUGGCCACCAUGUUCAUGCCCCUUGUCAUGGCCGCCGUGGUCGUGUCCCUUGCUGUGGCCAUCGUGGUCAUGUCCCUUGCUGUAGCUGUGCCCAUGGCCGUUGCCUAUGUCGGAAAACCGCGGUCGUAGUUGGGACUCGAGCUCCUUGGUCGACGGGAUGUCUCUCUUGGAUGCGGGGAAUUCGGGGAGAGGGGGGUAGUAAUACGGCAGGUCGGACGCCACCCACGCCGGCCGCUGACCUGGCGCCCUCCCGAUGACGGGGAGACUCUUGUCUUGGUCGAGGAAAGACAAACCCAGGCGGACCCACUCGGGCUUGAGGAACCGGAGGCCCUGGUCCAUGCACGUCCAGAAAGCCACAUCGAUCGCGUCGAUGUCAAGGGGGACGGGGAACUGGUCAACCACAUGGAUGAUCUGACCGACGACAAACACAGCGCGCACAUGACAUCCACACACACGCGUCUCUGUCAGUCAGUGAGUAAGGGAACUAGGUGGUGCGUGGGGUGGUGGGGGCGCUCACCCCGUUGGCGAUUUUGAUGUCUGAUUCGAUGAUCUUCUUGCCGUCAAUGUAGAAGUGGCUGCCCCGCUGCUCGACCGGCAGGCCUUGAUUCCCCAAGUUGGGGAGUGUCGAGGUCUGUGCCAGGAGGGUUUGGUUCCAGACGCCCGCGAUGAUGAUCUUGUCGAACACUUUGCGGAGGGCGUCCUUAUUCUCCGGUUUCACGAGGGCGUCCAGCAGGCAAAGAGGGAGCGGGUCGCCGGGAAUCGCAUUUGGGUCGCUGGUGCCUUCGGGAAUCACCAUGCCCGAGUCCCGGGCCACGACCACCGUCAAUGGGCCCGCAUUCGCGACGUUCGCUCCAGCUAAGAUCGCACAGAGACAGGAUUGAUUGCACACACCGCCAUGCGUCAUGAGCGUUUGUUUGCGCCUGCGUACGAAGGAGGUCGGUCAGAUCAGCCAGUGACGCCAGUCUGGCCAGCCUCGAGUACUCCUGCAUGAAAAAAGACAACGACGCGACACGAUGAGAUGAGAUGAGAUGAGAUGACACCGCGUCAGUAUGUCGGUCAGCCAGCCACGGCGUCCUCACGCUCACUCACCGGUCUCGCCCUCAGCCAGUCGAUAAGCGUGGGGACGCCGUCGUGAAAUUGCGGAAGGAGGAUCUUGUCCGUCUCAAUCACCGUCCCCUCCACACCCGGGAUGACCUUUAGCACGUCCGCCGUCAGGCCGAACGAGUUCACCUUCAACGUCAAGCGCUCGGUAGAAUCUGCCUCGUCACCCUCGCUGUCUCCGGCAGCCGCUUGGUCGCCGACGGGCGGCAGGACGCCCCCCUCACCAUCUUGCAGCUGCCGCCUCCGCCUCCGCCCCGUGAAUUCGAGGGCGGCGCUGUCCUUUGGCAUUUCGGCGCUUAUCGCCAGCGACUGGUUGUUCUCAGUGCGGACCACAAAGCCCGUGCCGGGUUGGAAGUCCGCGAGGUUGAGGCGCUCCCCGGCCACGAUGUGGUAGUUGAGGAUUUUCUGAUCAAGGGGUGGAAUGGAGAAGGUCAACAAACACCAACCAUGUCACGUGUCUGUGCGUGUCGUCAUGAUGUACAUCCAUCCCAUCUUCUCAUGAUUCACCCACCUCCACUGUGUCGGCCUGCAGUGGAUUUGAGAAGAUGCUCUGAAAAGCUGGCGGCAGCCCUGACGUGAAGGCUUCGUUGGUCGGGGCGAACACGUUCACCUGCCUGUCUAGCGCCAACCCGACGAGCUGUGGGACCAGGUUCUGCCUCUCGGCCAGAUCAUUCAGCUCGGACAGAGACUACACAGAGAGAACGACAAGCCAUCCACAAACAUGUUGCUCACUCAGGAGCGACUCAGUGGUUGCGAGUGCGGACCUCUCGAGUGGCGAAGAUGUUGAGCAGUCCUUCCGUGGGCUCCUCCUCCUCCUCCCUGCCGGCUGGGGACACUGCACCGCCCUUUGCGUCCUUGGCACUCUCUUUCGCGCCCUUGGCACUUUCCUUAGCACUCACGUCGCUCUCUUUUGCGCUCUCCUUGGCGCCGUCCUUGGCACUUGUUGCCGCCUCCUUGCCACUCUCCUUGGCCGACUCCUUGGCGCCUUCUGUCGCCGACUCGGCCUCCUCGCCCUUGGCUUGGAGGGCCCUCUCGCCUUGACACGCAGUGCCGCAAUCAGAUGGGAACUGGGAAAGGUCCAUGGCACCCUCUCGGGGCGCCAGGUAGCUGUACGGGUCGCCGCAGGCCGUGGCUAGCCAUGCGGCGAGCGUGACAAGGGCCCACACGCCACGCAUGGCAAUCAGAGGGGGGAGGGGAUGGGCAGCCUUGAGUGGGAUGGGCUGUCGAUGGAUGGAGGGGGGCCUGGCAGGUUGGGUGACGAUGAAUGGCGGUCGGUCUCCUUGGACUCGUCCCGUCCCUUCAGAUCACCAAGGGCUGCCUCUCUUGCAUCGCCUGUAUCAUCAAUCCGUCACCACACGCGAAACAGAGC